UUUGUUGGGUCUGAUUUAGAAUAGUGACACUUCCUUCUUAGCUAGCAUAUUUUUUAUCUGGAACUGUUGUCUAUUCUUGAGAUGAUACUACCACUGAAUGUCUCUGUUUCUUUGCCUAGUCCAAACUACAUGUGUGUACAUCCACAAGGUUCCGGCAAUAGCUUUGCAGGUGCAUCGGUCUCUUUUUGUUUUUGUUUGGGAGGAAGAGGGAGGAGGGCACAGGAGCCUGUGUCAGCCAGGCUUUGCGUUCUUUCAACUGCACGCUUAGCCAUUAUUGUACUUAACGGUGUUUCUAACAUUUCGUAAGAGGAGAACGCUUCAUUGCCUCAACCAUGACAGAAAGCAGUCACGCCGGGCAUGGAGCUGGAGAACGAUGAGCAGCCCGUGGUUCUGAGAGAGGACAAUCGCCGAAGACGCCGGAGGAUGAAGCCGCGCGGCUCGGCGGCCAGCCUGUCCUCCAUGGAGCUCGUCCCCAUUGAGUUCGUGCUGCCCACCAGCCAGCGCACCAGCAAGACCCCGGAAACGGCGCUGCUGCACGUGGCCAGCCACGCCAACGUGGAGCAGAUGAAGGCGCAGGUGUGGCUGCGCGCGCUGGAGACCAGCGUGGCGGCCGACUUCUACCACCGGCUCGGCCCCGACCACUUCCUGCUGCUGUACCAGAAGAAGGGGCAGUGGUACGAGAUCUACGACAAGUACCAGGUGGUGCAGACCCUGGACUGCCUGCGCUACUGGCAGGUGCUGCACAGGAGCCCGGGCCAGAUCCACGUGGUGCAGCGGCACUCGCCCUCCGAGGACACGCUGGCCUUCCAGCGGCAGCUCACCGCCCUCAUCGGCUACGACGUCACUGACGUCAGCAACGUGCACGACGAUGAGCUCGAGUUCACACGCCGCCGCCUGGUCACCCCGCGCAUGGCUGAGGUGGCGGGCCGCGACCCCAGGCUCUAUGCCAUGCACCCCUGGGUGACGUCCAAGCCCCUCCCGGAGUACUUGUUGAAGAAGAUUACCAACAACUGCAUCUUCAUCAUCAUUCACCGCAGCACCACCAGCCAGACCAUCAAGGUCUUGGCUGAUGACACCCCAGGCACCAUCCUCCAGAGCUUCUUCACCAAGAUGGCCAAGAAGAAGUCUCUGAUGGAUAUCCCCGAAAGCCAAAACGAACAGGACUUUGUGCUGCGCGUCUGUGGCCGGGAUGAGUAUCUGGUGGGCGAAACACCCAUCAAAAACUUCCAGUGGGUGAGGCAUUGCCUCAAGAUUGGGGAAGAGAUUCACCUGGUGCUUGACACGCCUCCGGACCCAGCCCAGGACGAGGUGAGGAAAGAAGAGUGGCCACUGGUGGAUGACUGUACAGGAGUCACCGGCUACCAUGAGCAGCUGACCAUCCACGGGAAGGACCAUGAGAGCGUGUUCACCGUGUCGUUGUGGGACUGUGACCGGAAGUUCAGGGUCAAAAUCAGAGGCAUUGAUAUCCCUGUCCUGCCCCGGAACGCUGACCUCACGGUUUUUGUGGAGGCAAACAUCCAGCACGGGCAACAAGUCCUUUGCCAAAGGAGAACCAGCCCCAAGCCCUUCACAGAGGAGGUGCUCUGGAACGUGUGGCUUGAGUUCAGCAUCAAAAUCAAAGACUUACCGAAAGGGGCGCUACUGAACCUCCAGAUCUACUGUGGCAAAGCUCCGGCGCUAUCUGGCAAGGCCUCCGCAGAGACUCCCAGUUCUGAGUCCAAAGGCAAAGCUCAGCUUCUCUAUUACGUGAACCUGCUGCUGAUAGACCACCGGUUCCUCCUGCGUCACGGGGAAUAUGUGCUCCACAUGUGGCAGAUAUCCGGGAAAGGAGAAGACCAAGGGAGCUUCAGUGCAGACAAGCUCACGUCUGCAACCAACCCCGACAAAGAGAACUCAAUGUCCAUCUCCAUUCUUCUGGACAAUUACUGUCACCCAAUAGCCUUGCCUAAGCAUCGGCCCACCCCUGACCCGGAAGGGGACCGGGUUCGAGCCGAAAUGCCCAACCAGCUUCGGAAGCAACUGGAGGCAAUCAUAGCCACCGAUCCACUUAACCCUCUCACAGCAGAAGACAAAGAAUUGCUCUGGCAUUUCAGAUAUGAAAGCCUUAAGCAUCCAAAAGCAUAUCCUAAGCUAUUUAGCUCAGUGAAAUGGGGAAAGCAAGAAAUUGUGGCCAAAACAUACCAACUGUUAGCUAAAAGGGAGGUCUGGGAUCAAAGUGCUUUGGAUGUUGGGCUGACCAUGCAACUCCUGGACUGCAAUUUUUCUGAUGAAAAUGUAAGAGCCAUUGCAGUUCAGAAACUGGAGAGUUUGGAGGACGAUGACGUUCUGCAUUACCUGCUACAGCUGGUGCAGGCUGUGAAAUUUGAACCUUACCAUGACAGUGCCCUGGCCAGAUUUCUGCUGAAGCGUGGUUUAAGAAACAAAAGAAUUGGUCACUUCUUGUUUUGGUUCUUGAGAAGUGAGAUAGCCCAGUCUAGGCACUACCAGCAGAGGUUCGCUGUGAUCCUGGAAGCCUACCUGAGGGGCUGUGGCACGGCCAUGCUGCAUGACUUUACCCAACAAGUCCGAGUAAUUGAGAUGUUACAAAAAGUCACCAUUGAUAUUAAAUCACUCUCUGCUGAAAAGUAUGACGUCAGUUCCCAAGUUGUUUUACAACUUAAGCAAAAGCUUGAAAACCUACAGAAUUCGAACCUCCCCAAGAGCUUUAGAGUUCCAUAUGACCCUGGACUGAAAGCAGGAGCGCUAGUGGUUGAAAAGUGUAAAGUGAUGGCCUCCAAGAAAAAGCCCUUGUGGCUCGAGUUUAAAUGUGCUGACCCUACAGCUCUAUCAAAUGAAACAAUUGGAAUUAUCUUUAAACAUGGUGAUGAUCUGCGCCAAGACAUGCUUAUUUUACAGAUCCUACGAAUCAUGGAGUCUAUUUGGGAGACUGAAUCUUUGGAUCUGUGCCUCUUGCCAUAUGGUUGCAUUUCAACUGGUGACAAAAUAGGAAUGAUCGAGAUCGUGAAAGAUGCCACAACUAUUGCCAAAAUUCAGCAAAGCACAGUGGGCAACACGGGCGCAUUUAAAGACGAAGUCCUGAAUCACUGGCUCAGAGAAAAAUGCCCUAUUGAAGAAAAGUUUCAGGCAGCAGUGGAGAGAUUUGUGUAUUCCUGUGCCGGCUACUGUGUGGCAACCUUUGUUCUUGGAAUAGGUGACCGGCACAAUGACAACAUUAUGAUCACAGAGACAGGAAAUCUAUUUCAUAUUGACUUUGGGCACAUUCUUGGGAAUUACAAAAGUUUCCUGGGCAUUAAUAAAGAGAGAGUGCCAUUUGUGCUAACCCCAGACUUCCUGUUUGUGAUGGGAACUUCUGGAAAGAAGAUGAGCCUACACUUCCAGAAAUUUCAGGACGUCUGUGCUAAGGCUUAUCUAGCCCUUCGUCAUCACACAAACCUACUGAUCAUCCUGUUCUCCAUGAUGCUGAUGACGGGAAUGCCGCAGCUAACAAGCAAAGAAGAUAUCGAAUAUAUUCGGGAUGCCCUCACAGUGGGCAAAAAUGAGGAGGAGGCUAAAAAGUACUUUCUUGAUCAGAUUGAAGUUUGCAGAGACAAAGGAUGGACUGUGCAGUUUAACUGGUUCCUACAUCUUGUUCUUGGCAUCAAACAAGGAGAGAAACAUUCAGCCUAGUAUUUUGGGCUAGAACGUUCCAGAGCUGUAAAUGAGCAUGUCAAUCAUCAGCCAUGGAUUUAAAAUGUAAUGAGACGUGAGGAAAGCUGGCACUUCAAAAAUAUAGCUCUUUUCCCGCUGAACUCUUCACUGGAAAAAAAUAUUGGCAUAUCUGAUUAUUUAAGUAAUGUUCAAUUCUAGGCUAUUUGCAGGUUUGUGUUUUUCUCAUUUAUCUCAGUGAUUUUGGAGUUCUAAGUUUAAACAGACUAAUCAUUUCCUCAUUGUGCCUGAUGUUUUGACUGUCUCAUUAUUGAAUGCUUCUGGAAAUUCUCUAGAAUAAUUGGUGACAUCUAUUUUCAUCUGGGUUUACUCUCAAUUGUGGUUGUCCCUGUAUUCCUCCAGAUCUUUACAGAAAAAGGCGUAAUCAUUGUAACCUUUGUCUCAUUCCUUAAGCGCUAAUCCAAACAUCCCCUCACUGUCUGCAAAUGUUAGUGAUGUGCUACAAGCACGGAAAGCAAGUUCAUCUUUUCAGUGUCUUUUGCAAUCAGGUUCUUUUACAGUAUACAACUGAGAUGCACAGACGCAAAAUGGAAAAUCUGAACCUUCGUGCCUUGGUCCUUCUCUGCUGGUCUGGUUCUAGGUUAUGAAUAGGAAAAAGAGAGAUGAGACUAUUUAUCUCCACUCUGUGUACAGAGUUAAUUACCAAGUACAAUCAAGUACAACUACUACCGUGUUUCUCUGAAAAUAAGACCUACCCCGAAAAUAAGCCCCCGUUAAGAUCAUCAGCCAGAUGGACGCAUUUAGUACGUUAUGACGAUGUUCCAGAAGAAGAUGACAUGCCUGUAUUUGAAUGAAUAUAGAUUGUUGCACAUGAAAAAAUAAGACAUCCCCUGAAAGUACUCCCUAAUGCAUCUUUUGGAGCAAAAAUUAAUAUAAGACCCGGUUUUCGGGGAAAUAUGAAAUAGUAUAGUUUUCUCCAGCAUAUAAAUAGGAAGUAACUAAAGGCACUCAUUUAUUUUUUUUUUUUGGCCUUUAUAUUUUCCUCCCUGCCUUCCUUCCUGCCUCCCUUCUUCCUCAGUUGCCACCCUCCCACAACUCUUUACCCAGAGUUGUGAAAUCUUCAAGAACCCUUUUACCCUGGAUUCAAAAAUUAGUUGAAAAGGAAUUUCUCCUCUAGGCUUACUAGAAUUUUAGACACUUAUUUGUAAAGAUGCUUGGAGGAGUUUUUUGUUUUGUUUUGUUUAAAGUAUAUUAUUAAAGGAGACAUUCUAUAAAUUACAGAUUAGUGUUAAUCCAUAUGUGUUAAUCCAAAUGUGUUAAUUUUAAAUUUUGUUUUGAGCAGCUUUUUCUUUCUUUUUUAAUGGAAAAUGAUGUUAGAUAUCUAAGAAAGUAUCCAAGUUAAAAAGAACACUACUUGCCUACCCACCUAUCAGUAUAAAGGACUUUUAAACUUUGACACAUUCUUCAGAUUUCUUAAAAUUAUUUAAAUGUGUUCUUUAAAAAUUAUCUUCAUCUCUUAAAUAUUUUGCUAUUUAUUGAAAGUGUUGUUUCAGAGAAAUAUCAUUAGAGAAAUAUCAUUAAACUAUUUAUAAAAUAUUUUUAAAUUACCUACACUUAAUACUUUACAUAGGAUUAUCUGUUAACAGUGUGUAUAUGUAAGUAUAUCAGAUAUAAAUGUAGAUUAAAUUUAAAAUUUUCUAAAUAGAUACCUGUUUGACUUUGGUGUAGCCCAAACCUUUUUGUGUGUGUGUGUGUAUGCAAAAGCCCAGUGGUGCUUAACCCUGGCUGCAAAUAAGAAUCACCAGGGAUACUUAAAAACACCCUGCCUGAGCACCAAUCUCAGGUUAUAAAUUAAUGAGUUUGGGAUUAUGCCCAGACAUCAGUGUUUUUCAAAGUACCCUGGGUGAAUCUAGCAAACAGGAUUCAGCAGCCCUGCCUGACCUUGGAAGGGGAAGGUGGCACUGUUUCCUUGCCUGCUGAGCCUUCCCCGUGGCUCAUAACUUAUCCAGAAAGCACUCCUCUUCCUUGGCAAGUCGUCCUUUAAAAUCACUUUCUGUCUCCCUGUACAGAGGACCAUGCCCUAUAAUGAAAUGUUUAUUCCUCAGUGAUAAUGGAGGAUAGACAUCUUAUGGUAUAUUUAGACCAACUGUUCCCUACCAUUCUUUUAAAGAAAAGUAGGAAGAAUGAUGCUUUCCAGUUCAGAAGAGGGUGUUUUCAUUAUUCUUAUAGAGAAUAGCCAAACUCAGACCUUGCACAAAUUCUACUUGUUAUUUGAAUUGCUGGAAUAAUCAUCUUCAUGAUAGAAAAAUUACAGAGGAAUGUAUUUAUAUUUAGCUUAUUGGCGCAUGUGCAUACAAAUUUACUCUUCAGAUGAAGAGGUUCUUUCAUUAUGCUGAUAUAGAUACAGAGGGUGCCAAAAAAAUGUAUACACAUUUUAAGAAAGGAAAAAAACUGU
This is a messenger RNA of Rhinolophus ferrumequinum (greater horseshoe bat), 6100 nucleotides long. RefSeq names its product phosphatidylinositol-4,5-bisphosphate 3-kinase catalytic subunit gamma (gene PIK3CG). Gene Ontology annotation, cellular component: phosphatidylinositol 3-kinase complex, class IA; plasma membrane; phosphatidylinositol 3-kinase complex, class IB. Lineage: Eukaryota; Metazoa; Chordata; Mammalia; Chiroptera; Rhinolophidae. Bases 358 to 3666 code for a protein of 1102 amino acids. The record is from RefSeq and is a predicted model, not a curated record. Gene Ontology annotation, molecular function: 1-phosphatidylinositol-3-kinase activity; 1-phosphatidylinositol-4-phosphate 3-kinase activity. The transcript has 11 exons. Gene Ontology annotation, biological process: phosphatidylinositol-3-phosphate biosynthetic process; phosphatidylinositol-mediated signaling; phosphatidylinositol 3-kinase/protein kinase B signal transduction.